AUGUCGUAUUUCUCGCAUGCGAAACCGAAGACAAUGCAGAACCGGAACUUUCGUUCGGUUCACAGCAACAUCAGCAGCAUUGGUGGUAAUAAACCGCAGCAACAGAACGAUAAGGCUAAACAUUCCCUGUCACCACCACCACAGAAUUCAAACCCUACAACAAACCGUCAGCCAAUAAUCGAUGAUGACCUGAUCUUCUCGACUCCGAGAUCCGAGUUGAACAAUCCCAUGUCCGACCAGGUUCUUCUCGACGAGAGUACUAGCAAGACUAAUAAAGACGACGCCAAGGAUGGUGACGCGACAGCAACUGAGACAGGGGGGAAGACUAUUGCUAUUACCUCGCCGAUUUUAAAACGUGCACAACCAAAGGAUCUCCCCAGUUACCCUUCGCGUGGUGUUCAAAACCUCGAAGCCUCGGCUGGCAGGGCUGCGUUAUUGGCCGCUUCCCAUUCCAAGUCUCCAGAGGUGUGGAAACCGGCUCACUUGCCCGCAGCUGGUGCAGCCGCAUCGCUUGCAAACAAUAUAAAGUCGCCCGAACCCUGGAACCCAGGUCCGUUACCCACAGCAGCUGCAGCAGCCCUCCUAGCAGGCGAUUCAAAACCACCAGAAGCUUGGAGACCUUCCACUCCUUCGAAAUCAGCUUCGCAAGCUGCGAUAAGUGUUCGACAAAGGGCGCAUACAAUGCCUGAAUCUAAGCGGCCCGUGCAGCCGCCGCAAUCGACUGCAAAUGCCCUCGCCGCGGCUGGGGUAGCGAAUUCGCCCAGAAAACUCUCAAAACCCGCUCCGAAAUCACCACCUGCACUUGCCUAUGAUAUUAACAAAGUCAACGCUCUGGCGGCGCAGAACGCACAAAAUCGCCUCUCUGCUGCUUCGCAACCUAGAUCGGCGUUACCGCAAGCACAGACCGAUAAGAACAUGUCUGAUAUCCUUCGUGCGGCUAGCAUUUCCAUGGCGAAAAAUAUGAACAAAUCGCCGCCUCUUUCUGGUGGCGGUAAUACUUCAAGACAAAGUAUGCCGUCGGGUACUUCGAUGCCACCUGGGAGUUACUAUUCGCAUAUUCCGACAUCACCAAAGAAGGUUACCCCUGCAGACCAGAAGUUGAAUAGAAAAUCUUCAACACAGGCAGCUUCUAUCGCUGCCUCUAGCGAUUUACAUUCUGUUAUAUCUGGAGAUAGCGACGAAAGGCAGAUAAGAUACUACCCACACCUCGAAGAAGCAGCUCGUAAAGCUGCAUCCGAGCGUCUUGCACGUCUUCAGGCAGAACACGACCGAGCUCGUAAAGCGUCCGGUCUCCCACCUAGUUGGCAAUCCGGCGGGAAAGCACCUACUACCCGUGCCCGUUCUUCAACUGCCCCAUCCAGUGCCGCUCCAAAGGCGACAACAACCUCAAAGGCUGCCGCUGCGACAACUACUGGUGCUACACCUCGCCGCCAACCAGAUGCAACAGAUUACGCCCGUUCUAUGAAAAUAAAAUCCGACACUGCGAAGCUUACGAAACAGAUAAAUUCAGUGGAUAAAGAUCGUCAAGCUCGCGAUUACCUCGCCAUCCUUGCCGUUGCCGAAAGGAAUGUCAAGUCUCAAAUGCAGGAUUUGGAAACUAAAGUGGCAGAAGAUCAAGGACGUGUGCCUAAACACCUACAGGCGGAAUGGGAUGCUAAAGCUAAGAUGCUGAGUGCUGAGUAUGAAAGGAAACGAGCGGAGGAGAGCGAGAAGAAGAAAGGAAAGAUUAAUAUGGGUGGUGGCCUGUGGUAUGAUCAAGAAGAUCUGGAAAGAAUUGCACGGGGCAAUGUCCAGCCGAUUUUGGAUGAGAUCAAUGUUAAGGCAGAGAAGGAGCGUGCGAGAGUUGAAGGUUUGAGGGUUGAGAAAGAAACAGCUGAUAGAGAGAGGAAAGCUGAGCAAGAGAGGGCUGCGGGCGUUAAAGCUGAGACCAAGAAGGCGAAAGUUUUGGAGAAAGCAGCAGCGAAAUCCCGACGAGACGCCGAGAAAGCAGAAGAACGUGAACGAAAAGCAGAACUCAAGAAAGCUCAACGGGAAGAGAAAGAACGGGUAAAAACCGGAAAACAGACCUUAAAAGCGGCGGCUGUACCUCUACCAGCCGAAACUCGGAAUAUUGAAGAAACCGCAGGUGUAGGAGCAGACCCCGCCUCGGAUAUGGAAGAAUUGGAACCACGGCCCAUGUCACAAGCUGGCCAUGAGCGAGUUGAUCGUGAACGAGAGAUGCAUGAAGCGGCGAAGAAAGAGAAAGGAUGGUUUGGGAGUCUUCAGAAGAGGAUUGCGAAGAGGGUUCCUGGAACUAAGAAGAAAGAAAAGGGUGCCGUUGGCGGUGAGGUAGCUAUGCCGAAUGUCGCUGAGGUCGAUGAAUUUGAUCCAGCAGAUAACCAAAGCAUAUCAUCGAUCUCAUCCCCCGAACGUCCGAAUUCUACGAGAGAUGUAGCAUUGGCGGGUACGGUUAGCGCGGUUUCAUUGGAUGAUGAGGCGGGGCCUGCUGGAACUGCAUUUGUAGGUGGAGCUGGACUGCAAACUAUCGAUGCCACUCCAGGUAUUCUCGCUAGGCCCAGAUACGCGGGUUCGGAUUCGUCAAGUACUAGUUCUGGAGACUUGUACACUGCGGAACCGAGGUAUAAGGGCUUGACAUCUGCGACGUAUAAUCCUGGCUUGGAGGACGAAGGGUUAGGAAUGCCGGCUUUUAUCCCGGAGACCAGCAGUAGGAGAUAUUCCACUAGUUCGGAUUCUUCACUUGAGAGCACUGGAGUUGCAGAAAAGACUUUUGGGGAAGGGGCGGGUCCAUCUGUAGCUGCACCUGUUACAGAGGAGGAAUCGCGGGAUUUAUUCGGAAGCACACUUUCAGGAAAGGUUAAGAAGUCACUUGAAGAGUUUGCUACAGGAGGAACUGGAACAGAGGUUCCACACGUUUCGGCGGAAGGGCCCAUCACGCAUGUUGAACCGCCUACGCCUAUUGAAGAGGAAUUGAAAGCGCCGAUUAUGCCUGCCGCUACCGCCACAGAAGGAAGUUCGAGGGGGUCUAUGGAUAGCACUCGGGAAAAGAGGUCGAGUCGGUUUAGCGAGAUUUUGUAA
Messenger RNA from Orbilia oligospora ATCC 24927, 3075 nucleotides. RefSeq lists its product as uncharacterized. Lineage: Eukaryota; Fungi; Ascomycota; Orbiliomycetes; Orbiliales; Orbiliaceae. The record is from RefSeq and is a predicted model, not a curated record. The coding region runs from base 1 to 3075 and encodes 1024 amino acids. Gene Ontology annotation, biological process: eisosome assembly. The transcript has 3 exons.